This is a messenger RNA of Rana temporaria (common frog), 1193 nucleotides long. RefSeq names its product transmembrane protein 101 (gene TMEM101). The record is from RefSeq and is a predicted model, not a curated record. The transcript has 4 exons. Gene Ontology annotation, biological process: positive regulation of canonical NF-kappaB signal transduction. The coding region runs from base 73 to 840 and encodes 255 amino acids. NCBI's taxonomy places the organism in Eukaryota, Metazoa, Chordata, Amphibia, Anura, Ranidae.
CGUGGCUUGGUUGUCGGAAGUGAGUUGUCCUGGCGGAAGUCAGGACCUGGUCUGGGUGUCAGUGCCUUGACGAUGGCGGUCAGUGGACGUAAGAGACUUCUGCAGCUGGUGACCCGGUUUGGGGUGCUCCUGCUGACCCGGUGCCCGUUCUGGUUUUGUUUCAGCCAGCUUAUGCUGUAUGCAGAGAGAGCAGAGGCCAAGAGGAAACCGGAUAUCCCCGUGCCUUAUCUGUACUUCGAUCUGGGAGCAGCAGUGCUGUUCGCCAGCUUUAUGUCCUUCGGUGUAAAGCGCCGCUGGUUUGCCCUUGGUUCUGCCAUGCAGCUUGCUGUAAGCACCUACGCGGCCCACGUGGGAGGUCAUGUCCACUAUGGCGACUGGCUGAAGGUACGAAUGUAUUCUCGAAUCAUCGCUGUCAUUGGCGGCUUCCUCAUCCUGGCCAGCGGAGCUGGAGAAAUCUACAGACAGAAGCCUCGUAGCCGAUCAAUGCAGUCCACAGGACAGGUCUUCCUGGGCAUCUACCUCAUCUGUCUGGCAUACACUCUACAGCACAGUAAGGAGGACCGCCAGUCCUACCUGGACUUCCUCCCAGGAGGGGAACCGGCUCUGCAGAUCCUUUUUGUCCUGUAUGGAGUGCUGGCACUGUCCUUCCUGUCCGGCUACUACGUGAGGUUCUCUGCUCAGGUACUCGCCGUCCUGCUCCCCUUCUCUCUGCUCCUCGUAGAUGGAAACAUUGGCUUCUGGCACAAGGACCGUCGGGUGGAAUUCUGGAACCAGAUGCGAAUGAUCGGACAGAAUGUUGGUAUUUUUGGAGCUGCUGUCAUAUUGGCUACAGAUGGUUGAGAACAAUUCUAUUAGGUGGUCCUAAUUCAGCAGCAAACCAAUGGCACACAACUGUUUCAAGUUCUUUUGUAUCGUCCUCAGACUUUCACGGGAGCAUUGUUACCUUUUCAUCGGAAUGGCUCGGUAUCUAUAAAACCGGUCCCAUAAAUCAUUGUUCAUAUCACCCAGAAUCCUCUGCUCUGUGGUCUGAUGGCAUGAGGGGUGCACCGUUUUAUUUACAUUCCAUAUUUCUGCCAUGCUGAGUAUAGGAGUGUUUUUAUAUGCAUCUUGAUUGUUUAUGUGAGUGUAAGCUCUACAGUAAUGAAGGGCAUUAGCUUCCAAUGGACAGAAUGAGUAAAAAAAACUAAAUUGAU